AAUCAGUGAGCUGUCACAUUUCCGUUCGGAUCGGGUGAUUCUUGGAUUUUGCUCAUCUUUCCUACAAAUAAGCGUAAAAUAACAUAAAAAAUGGCCAAGAAGACUUACGAUUUAUUGUUCAAACUGCUCCUCAUCGGCGACUCCGGCGUGGGAAAAACUUGCAUUUUAUUUAGAUUUUCGGACAACCAUUUCACGACCACUUUUAUUUCCACUAUCGGUAUCGACUUCAAAAUAAAGACAGUGGAGCUGCGGGGCAAGAAGAUAAAGCUGCAGAUCUGGGACACGGCGGGGCAGGAGCGCUUCCACACGAUCACCACGUCGUACUACCGUGGUGCCAUGGGUAUCAUGCUGGUAUACGACAUCACCAAUGAAAAAACAUUUGAUGACAUCGUCAAGUGGCUCAGAAACAUAGACGAGCAUGCAAACGAGGAUGUGGAGAAGAUGAUACUCGGUAACAAAUGCGACAUGGAGGAGAAGCGGGUUGUCAGCAAGGAGCGUGGAGAGGCGAUAGCGCGCGAGCACAGCAUCCGCUUCAUGGAGACUUCGGCAAAAGCUAACAUCAACAUCGAGCGCGCCUUCUCCGAGCUGGCGGAGGCUAUCCUCGACAAAACGGCCGGCCGCGGCACUGACAGCGACGCCGCCCGCAUCGCAGUGGAGCGCCGGCCGUCGCGCGCGCCGCAGCAGCGCGCCUGCUGCACGUAGGCCGCCGGCACGAGGCCGCCGCCGGCCCCGCACCCCGGCACCCCGGGAGGCCGCGAGGCCGAGGGUGUUGAAGUGGCCGCGGACCGCGCACGCGGAUAGUUAUGAACGACAUUUUGGUGGCCCCAAAACUACAUCGCCGUUACUACAGUGGGUUCGUUCGAGGGACAGUACAAGUCUUAGGUUAUAAAUGUAUAGUUGUGACAUUUGUUUUCUGUAAUAAACAAUUUGGAACACUCCCGUUCCCGUGAAAAUCGAGCUUGAACACGAAAAUAAUGUCUACAAAUAUUUUUACCGGACACUUGUACAGUUCCUAAAAUGAGACCCGGAGACAAGCAAUUUAUUUUUAAAGGAUAAACAGUUUUGUAAACACUAUAGGCCACUUUAAAUUAGUAAGAAGUGCAGAGGGCGGUCAGACAGUAGCUUUCGAUAAUAUUUAUAUGUAACUGUAUAGGUAAUGCUUUGUUAUGUUAAAAGUAGGGAUGGCCAACCUAGUUCAAAUUUAAUAAAUUUAUUAUGUCCAUAUAAUUUUGGUGGCCGGUAAUGUUCACAUAUAUCUUUAAAACAAGAUUUAAAAGGUUGGGCAUCCCUACGUUAGAGCUUGCGUACAGCGAGUGGUCGUCUAGUCGCACUUCGGUGCCGGGCUUACUUGGAAGCGGUCGCUUGGUUUGGUGUUAGGUUUGUCAUAUUUUUAAAGUUAUAUAUGCAAAUGGUCUGAAAUAUGAAUUUUACUUAGAGCGACACAUUUAAAUGACUACUACCAAUAAAAAAUCUUAUCUAAAAGUCACGUUUGGAUAAUUUUUAUGCCUUAGGGUGGUGGAAUGUCCAAUAUUUGAUCAAAUGUGCAUCGCGUCUCACUCUCUCAUUAAGCAAAUUGUGAGACGCAAAUACAAAUUUGAUCAUAUAUUGGACAGGUGGGAUACCACCCUUCGGCGUGCAUAUAUAUCGUCAAUUAAGUGUGUUGGUGAAAAAAUCAAAAGCGUUUUUUUUUUGUCAAAAUACUGUCGUACUAGCUUGCGUUUUGUGCUUUAUUUUUUUGGGUUUGAGUUAGGUUGUCAAAAUAAAUGCACAUUUAUUUUAGUACUUAUAGUCCAAACACGCCGCUUUGUAAAGUAAAUGUCAUAAUAUUGUACGGUGUUAGACGGUUAAGAUAUUCUACAACAAGACGAUCUGUCUGUACAUAAUCACUGGAAAAUGCACUUUAUGUCAAUCGUUUAAGGUUCAUAUCGGAGGUGAAACGAUCGUAUAAGGAUAACACGCAUAUGUUUUAGAUUUUUCUAUGCUAUCAAUUAUUAGCCUUAAAUUCUACCUUAUUGUUGUGUAUACUAUGUGUAUGUCAAGCGAGAGAAUGUGAAUAUUGCUCGCGUUUUCGGCUACAUGGAUGUGCAGAUAAAAAUGGACCUUACGGACUGCUUCUUAAAGCCUUUUUUACCUGGACAGACACAUAAUGUUAAGAUUUAUUUGGUUAGUUAUUAAAGUAACGAAAAUGUGUAUAUUGUGCAAUAAAUAAUCACUAAUCAAUAGCUUGAAAGAUAUUGUAUCUUCAGAAAAUCAAUAUCACAACUAAAAAUAAUGCGUAGAUUUAUUUAAACUGCUUUGUAAGAAAAUAAAAAGAAUAUCUAGAAAAACGACUUGGUUUUACUAACUGGGCAAAUCGAGCCAAGAAUCUCGAAAAUUAAUACCAUUCUCAUUGACUUUUCUGAUUGGCUAAUAUUUUGAUUUCUGUUUGUUUUGGGUAUUCAGACAUGUGUAUAAUGUAAAAAAAGAAUCGUUUUAACCAAGUUUUGGAUCGGAUAAGCUUAUGUGGGUCAUUGUAACACGCAAAUAUUCAAUGACCUAUAAGUCUUAUUUCAUUGAUAUGAUGUUGAAAUGGUCAAAUACGUUUGGUGAUGUUAGUACGGGCAAGGAAUUUAUUUUCAGUACAGUUUCGUACUUUGUCACAGUGACAUUAGUAUGAGGUCCGUAUCGACUUUUAUAUUGAUUGUCACUGACAAAGUAAUAAAUGGUACCGAAAUUAAAUUCUAUUACUAAACUGUCUAUUUCUGAGCAAUUUUGUACCACUACAACUAUUUUAUAUAACACGCAAUAGUAAACUAUAUUAGAAUGAAUUAAGGUUAAUUUUAUACUGUAUCCUGUGUCAGCCAUGGCCGACUGUGACGGUCAAUAUCAAUAAUGUCAAUAAAAUGAUGAGAUUUCGUGUACGUUUUACUUAAUUUAUGUUAGUAUCGGACCAAGACUGGUCAUGCUUGUUACUUAAUGCAUUUUGCAAAGAAUUCGAAGUCAAACAUUUUUUAAAGUGGAAGACGCUAGACUGAAAUCAAUUAUUUUUACAACAGUAGAUACCUACGUAAAAAUAGACGUACCUUCUUAAAGUACCAACGUGGCGACGAUAAUAUUAAUAGCGACUCCUAUACAUGUACUUACAAUCGAUUUUACAUACGAAGAUACUUUUACUGACUAUUUUCAAGCUGUUUUAGCAAUGAGACUGGGAGAUGUUGACAUGGAACGAUUCAUGGAUAUAAUUAGGUACUCUAUGUACAUCGGUAGGAACCUAUUUAUUAAUGUCUAGUGUCUGGCCACUUAUAGAGCAACCGUAACAUAUCUCAGAAGCAAUACACUGCGCGUGAGUUAGCUUUAGAUCAGGGAUAACUGAGCGUCGGUACUGCUAUUUAAAAUUAUCUUAAUAUUAAUAAUCACUUAUUACAACGUCUUUACGUCAUCAUUUUGAAUGUCAAGGUUAUGACUGACAAUAUGCUUUAUAGCAUUGAUUUAUUAUGAACGUUAUUACCCGGCUGUAUAUUUAUCUUUCAAGAUUGUAUUGGUUUACGUAUACAUAGCAACGCUUUUUCAGACUACUUCUAUUAUAUUCCUGCACUAAAGGCUUUUAGAUCGGUCAGUAAUUUUAUAAGUUGAUACGGUCAGUCUGACAAGUCGUUUAUGGAAUUAUUAUGUAUAAAUUAAUUUCAAUUUGAUGUAAGGUUCAAAAUAGCGUAUUAUUUAAUUUGUCUUACCAUACCCCAACCUCGAAAUAUUCUGUCAACAGCAAAAGUAACACAAAUUAAGUGUAGAAAAUUCUGCACGCAGACUAUGAUUUUCGCUUAUAAAAUUAGGAAUGUUAUUUUGAGUUACUUUUGCAGUUAUACCGUUAAAAAUGCGUGUUAUACAUUGGGGUGAAGUGUCAAAUAUUUGAUUUUAUUUUCUAUCCUGCGAACUUUAUGUAACCAUUCAGAACUUUCAACUCAUAAAUCAUAAAUCAUAAAUCAUAAAUCAUUUAUUUUGCUUAAAACAUGGUACAAUAGAUGGUCAACAAUUAUAAGUGAAGCACACAUUUCACCAGUAGCUGGCAUGCAAAAUUUAUACCUACAAUUAUUUUAAACUAACAGAGUCAUAACAAAAAAAUAUAUAAUUAAUGGGAUCACAUAAAAAUAAUAAAAUACAUUAGUAAUAUUACACAUUAGUCACAAUACAUAAAACACAGUAGUACCUAAGGAUUAAUUUCAAUAAUUAAGAGAUUCGAAAAAUGUCAAGAAUAUAAAAGAACUUAAGACUACAUACCAAUCUAACAAUUAUAAUAAUCAAAAUAAUCACUGACACGAUAGAAGCAUUCGUCUAUUAACCAUUUUUUUAACCUAGAUUUAAAUAAAUUAAGUGGUAAUUCUUUAAUGUCAUCAUGUAAACGAUUAUAGAUACUAAUUGACAUACAUAGCGCAUUCUUGCCAUACAAUUUUGUUUUUUUGGGUGGAAUUAUAAGUCUAUCAGGGUACCUCGUGUUAAACUUACAUAUAUCUUUUUUUCUACUGAAAAAUUCCGGAUGAAGUUUCACAAAUAGACAAAUUUCAUAAAUAUAUAUGCCAGGUACAGUCAAAAGUUUCAAUUCCUUAAAAAGCGGCCUACAAGAUGUUAAAAUGUCUACAUUACAUAUAGAUCUUAUGCACUGUUUCUGAGCUAUUAGCACUUGCUCGGCAUGGCUCGAGUUACCCCACAGAAGAAUUCCGUACCUAAGCAGAGAACAAACGUAUCCAUGAUAUGCCUGUAUUGCAGUUUCUCUCGUGCUUAUCUUUGUCAGUUUCCAUAGAGCAAAUGCAAAUGAGUUAAUUUUACUACAUAAUUUUUUAAUGUGAUCGCUCCAGGAACAUUCAUCGUCCAGCCAUAUACCUAAAAAUUUUGUGCAACAUGAUUCUGUUAAGUUUUGAUUUUCGUACGAUACAGUUAACGAGUGUUUAUUAGCAUUUUUAUUAACAAAUUGUAUAUAAGUAGUUUUGUCAAUAUUGAUAUUUAAGUUAUUUCUACGUAACCAUGUUAUAACAUCAGUAACCGUAUUGUUAAUGUCAUUAUUAUAUGUGUUAACAUCAUGGCACGGUAUGACGAUGGCUAGAUCGUCAGCAAAAAGCGUACACGUAAAAACAGUUACAUUUGGUAGGUCAUUGACGUAUAAUAAGAAAAGAAGGGGUCCCAUGAUGCUCCCUUGUGGAACACCUACAUUGUUUACAUUAGUGGACGAUUUGUAUUGAACUGUGGUAUUGGAAGAGUCAAUUUGGGUUACUUCCACGAAUUGUGUCCUACCAUAUAAGUAUGUCUUGAGCCAAUCGUUAGGUACACCUCUUAUACCGUACAGUUCACAUUUAGCUAGAAGUGUUUCAUGGCAGACAAAAUCAAAGGCUCGGCUCAUGUCAAAGAAAAUUGCAGUUACAGGCAUGCUCGUGUUCAUAUAGCUGAGUAUGUUAUUUGACAAGGUGAAAGCAGCCAAAGUAGUCGAUUUCCCUUUCUGAAAACCAAACUGUUCAGUUUUAAUAAUAUUAAAUCUAUUUAGAAAAGAUGUUAAACGUAUAUGAAAAGCCUUUUCGAAAAUCUUAGAUAUUACUGGAAGCAGUGAAAUUGGCCUGUAGUUUUCAACACUUUCCUUGUUACCUUUUUUGUACAAUGGUUUAAUGAGAGAUAAUUUCAAAGGUUCCGGGAAAAUGCCACUCGAAAAAGAUAUAUUUACUAAAUAACUUAUAACUUCAGCAAUUUCUUUUUUACAGUCCUUGAUUAUUUUGGUUUGUAUUUCAUCAUAACCAGCAGAGUUAGUGGAGUUGAGAUUAGUGAUGAUUCUACAUAUUUCAUUUUCAUCUGUUGGCGUUAGGAACAGAUUGGCAUUACUUUUUUCUAUUAGAGAGAAAUCAGGUUUAAAGUUGUCAUUAUUAUUAGAAUUCGUUAGAUUAAUAUAAAAGUCGUUAAAAGAAUUGGCAAUAUCGAUAGGAUUAUUAAUUGUGUUAUUAUUAAUUACUAGUUUCUCGAUGUUACCGUCAAUUAUCUUAGUUGUAUUAGACACAUUUUUAAUAACAUCCCAAGUUGCCUUACCAAUGUUUUUGGAUCUACUUACAUGGUUUAUAUUUGCAUUUUUUUGAGCUUGGUGUAUGCAUCGUUUCAGAAUCUUAGAAUAAUUGUUGUACUUAGUUUUACUAUGCAUGUAACUAGUAUGGUUUUUGGAUUUUGAGUAAUAACUAAAACGUAAAUGCCUCUUUGUCACUACGGAUUUCUUGAUGCCUCUUGUAAACCAUACAGAUUUAGUAUUAAUAGUUGUUUUUAUUUUAUUCAAAGGGAAACACAAAUUGUAGAACAUGGUAAAAGUAGCAUGAAAUUCUUCGAAAGCCCCCGAUGCGUCAUUGUUAUUGUAUAUGUGAGACCAUGAUAAACUCGCAAGGCAGUUGCGGAAUUUUUUAAUGUUUUCAGUACUAUAAUCUCUUUUAUAACGGUAAAAAUAUAAGCGUGGUGUCUCUUUAUGUGCGACAAUAAAAGUCAGACUCUGUGCAGUUUCGUGAUCGGACAAACCUAACUCUAGAACAUUACUUUGAGCUUCGGGAAUAUUUGAUAGAAUCUGAUCGAGACAUGAUUCUUUGCGUGUAGGACAAAGAAUAUGAAUAUUAAAAUUACUAUUAGCAGUAAUUCUUUUUAGUUCAUUUGAGUAUUCUGUAGUCUGAAGCAAAUCUAUGUUAAAGUCUCCGGUAAUCACUGUUUUGUAUUUUGUUUUGUGUUUUAGUUUAUUUAUAAGCCGUUCCAAUUUUUGAAGAAAUUGUGAUGGAUUAGCUGAUGGGGUUCUGUAGACGCAAAUAACAAUACAUUUUAUUAGCGGUAUAUCUAUGCCACAACAUUCAAAUACAUAGUCCUCAGAGAACUCAUUUAGGAAAGGCACCUCUUGGGUUUGAAUUUGGUUUGCACAAAAUAUACAAGCACCCCCUCUUUUUUGAUGCGACCGAGAGUACGAUGAUCUAAGCUGGUCUAAACUAAUCGAAUAUAUACGUAAACUUAAAAUGCGCUCGAUAAAAAAUGCUAUUGAAAAUUUGACAUAUCGACUUCGGCCCACCGCACCAUAAGUCCUACUUUAUCGUACGGUGUAUGUGUCGUCGGUUUUUACAUGCUUUUAUAAAUAAACAUCAGCAUUGUAUAUUAUGUUCAUAUUAAACUACCUAUCGUAA
This is a messenger RNA of Cydia fagiglandana, 7154 nucleotides long. It is a transcript of the gene Rab10, whose product is annotated as ras-related protein Rab-10. The transcript has 5 exons. Gene Ontology annotation, biological process: cellular response to insulin stimulus. Gene Ontology annotation, cellular component: recycling endosome; insulin-responsive compartment; Golgi apparatus. The coding region runs from base 91 to 702 and encodes 203 amino acids. Gene Ontology annotation, molecular function: GTPase activity; GTP binding. NCBI's taxonomy places the organism in Eukaryota, Metazoa, Arthropoda, Insecta, Lepidoptera, Tortricidae. The record is from RefSeq and is a predicted model, not a curated record.